Rodentolepis nana is the source of this 1422-nucleotide messenger RNA. The record is from the annotation of a GenBank genome assembly. NCBI's taxonomy places the organism in Eukaryota, Metazoa, Platyhelminthes, Cestoda, Cyclophyllidea, Hymenolepididae.
AUGGCUGGUGGUGGUUCUGCAGUUCGUAAGUCCCAAUUUCGGAAUAAACAACGGGGAAGAGAUAGAUUGGAUCGUCAAAUUGACCCGCCAUGGAGACCCGAAGAUGAUUAUUUACUUAUCAACUCCACUCUGGUGACCUGUAAUUUAGCUGAAACUCAUGCUUGUGUUAAAUUCACUCGACCAUAUUCACUAACGGAGGUUGAAAAUCGAUGGCGUCUCCUUCUUUUUAACCCUGUUGUUUCAAAAGUCUCCCUCGAGGCCAUUCUUCAUCUACCAGAGCACGUUAAAAUCCGUCUCGAUACAAAAAUACCCUUUUCCAACAAAGAAGAUGCCCAGCUCAUGACAAUCUCGUACAACGACGUCUUUUCUGAUGGCACAAACAACAAGUAUGCUCCAUUUGAACGCCUUUUAAUGGACUUUGCGGAUGUAUUCUAUUCCACACGUACUCCAUUCCAUCUUUACGCCCAAUGGAAUCGACUCCGUGGUGCUCAUCUAAUCCUCGACGAUAGCCACAGCAGAGAUAACAACCCUGGAGGUGGUGACCCUGAUAGUUUUUCUGAUACUGAAUUUCUUAUUCGGGAAACAGCUGCUCGUAGUAUACAAACUGGAAUACCUCAUCUCACUGAUGCUCCCAGUAUCUCCCGACGCAAACGGCUUUUAACUACUAGAGAGGAUUAUCAGGGUUUUCAAGCUUGUGUAGCUCAGGCCGUCGCUGAUCACUUGGGGAAGCGACAGCGAUCUAACUCCCUCUCGACUAUUGCUGGUGCUGGAGUUGGGAGCGUGGGAGGAGCUAAUAAGACUAUAUCACGAAGCCCGACGUGGUCGGGGUUUAGUGGAGGUGGAGGUGGUGACACUGGCGAUUGCGCAGACUCAUAUACAGCUACUCAAGAUGAAGUCAUUACCGAGUCUCAGCGAGAACGUUAUCGAAGACGACGACGUCUAGAGGCCAAAAUGGUACGCGUGAAGGAAGAGGCACGUCGUUGGGUAGCUUUGGUCGAAUCUCAAGUGGCCGAUGGUCGGGAAGUUGCCGACCACCAACCCAUCUAUCCAACCCUUGCAACCCUCACGGGCAAUCGCUCACGCUUCCUCAUUAAACACAAGUCUGUCACUUUCGGUCGUGGGGCCUCAAAUUUUACCCCCGAUAUCGAUCUCUCCUGCGAAGAUGAGGCCUCUCGGAUUUCGCGAUGUCAUGGCAGAAUCAUUCUUGGCGAUAACGGGGUCUUCUUUAUAAAGAAUCUCUCCAAGCAUCCCAUUCAAGUGGACAAUAAGAUUGUCCUGAAAGAACAUGCCCAAUUGGAUAUGCUUUCUGGAACUAACGUUACCACUACAGCUCCUAAGAAUGAGCUGAUCUCGCCGAUGGUGAAAGGGAGCAAAGAAAUCAAUCAUAUGGAGAUAGAUGGGGAGGAUCAAUUUGUGGAAUAA